Messenger RNA from Alnus glutinosa, 2896 nucleotides. RefSeq names its product pollen-specific leucine-rich repeat extensin-like protein 1. The transcript is spliced from 2 exons. NCBI's taxonomy places the organism in Eukaryota, Viridiplantae, Streptophyta, Magnoliopsida, Fagales, Betulaceae. Bases 64 to 2688 code for a protein of 874 amino acids. The record is from RefSeq and is a predicted model, not a curated record.
ACAACCAAACCAAACACCAUCUACGUACGCUUAUUACAUCUUUUUUAAUUUCCUUCAGCAUCAAUGGCAGAGCAAAGGCAACCAUUCCGUUUUCGACUCCCUUGGCAAUCAGCACAGAAUGCUCCUCCACCUCCACGUCCUUCAGUUGGAUCACAGCCCCCUCGCCCUGCAGUUGAAGUCCAAAGACCUGCCCAACCUACCACCACUGUUCUGCCUCAGCAGCCGCCCUUUAGGCCACCCGGGAUAGCCCCGGUACAGCCCCCUCCUUCCCAAGCUCAAGCACCACAAAAAACUGAACCUGCGCCACCACCAUCUAGUGCAUCUGCCGAAACUCAAGCUGCUGUCCAGCCAGCAGCACCUGCAUCUCCUUCAAGAACGCAAACCCGGGCAGCGGGUUCUCUGCCUCCAUCACCACCAUCGCCUGCAGCACCUCAAUCCCGAGUUGCCUCCGUGCCCUCAUCGCCAUCUCGCACAUCUCAAACACAACCAGCACCGCAGACAACCUCUCAGCAGCUUUCGUCUCCCCCGCCUCGUUUUUCCUCUCAACUUGCUGGCCAAACGGCAUCACAAUCCUCUUCUCCAACUCAAACAGCCACUCAGUUACAACCAACAGGUACUACAAAAUUACAACAGACAAUUCAAGAAAGCUCUCAGCCUACUCCCACUCCUACUGAUCCCCAAACAUCUGUUUCUGAGCAAGAACCAAAGCCAGCAGUGUCUCAGCCCCAAACAUCUGUCUCUGAGCAACAACCAAAGCCAGUAGUAUCUCAGCCCCAAAUAUCUGUCUCUGAGCAACAACCAAAGCCAGUAGUGUCUCAGCCCCAAACAUCUGCCUCUGAGCAACAACCAAAGCCAGCAGUGUCUCAGCCCCAAACAUCUGUCUUUGAGCAACAACCAAAGCCAGCAGUGUCUCAGCCCCAAACAUCUGCCUCUGAGCAAGAACCAAAGCCAGUAGUGUCUCAGCCCCGAAUAUUUACCUUUGAGCAACAACCAAAGCCAGCAGUGUCUCAGCCCCAAACAUCUGCCUCUGAGCAAGAACCAAAGCCAACAGUGUCUCAACUCCAAACAUCUGUCUUUGAGCAACAACCAAAGCUAGCAGUGUCUCAGCCCCAAACAUCUGCCUCUGAGCAAGAACCAAAGCCAACAGUGUCUCAACUCCAAACAUCUGUCUUUGAGCAACAACCAAAGCCAGCAGUGUCUCAGCCCCAAACAUCUGCCUCUGAGCAAGAACCAAAGCCAGCAGUGUCUCAGCCCCAAACAUCUGUCUCUGAGCAAGAACCAAAACCAGUAGUGUCUCAGCCCCGAAUAUUUACCUUUGAGCAACAACCAAAGCCAACAGUGUCUCAACCCCAAACAUCUGUCUCUGAGCAAGAACCAAAGCCAGUAGUGUCUCAGCCCCGAAUAUUUACCUUUGAGCAACAACCAAAGCCAGCAGUGUCUCAGCCCCAAACAUCUGUCUCUGAGCAAGAACCAAAGCCAUCAGUGUCUCAGCCCCGAACAUUUGUCUUUGAGCAAGAACCAAAGUCAGUAGUGUCUCAGCCCCAAACAUCUGUCUCUGAGCAAGAACCAAAGCCACUAGUGUUCCAGCCCCGAACAUCUAUCUUUGAACAAGAACCAAAGCCAAUAGAGUCUCAACCCCAAUCAUCACAAGAACCUCAAUCAAAGGCACGAGUACUGCCAUCUGAAACUGUUUCCAAGCUCGAUGGUGGCGAUGCAGAGCCCCUACCAGAGAGAAAGCGGGAGGAAAGUGAAGGAGGGAAGAAAGUUGUGCGAGAAAUAAUUGAAGAAAAGAAAACAAGUGUUCCAGCUAAUGAAGAACCAACAAAGAGCACAAUCACGGAGCUUCUUACUUCAACAGCAGUUGCUGCUGGAACAAAGACUAAAGAACUCCUGAGUGCAGCAUUUCCGGCUAAACAAAAGCAGAAGGAACAGAAGGAAGAAGCUUUUGACAGAAAGGAGGCAGUGGUCAUCCAAAAACAGAGGACAGGAAAACGGAUGGACAUUGCAAGUUCAACACAUUCGAAGGACGGGAAAACUACACAAGAACCCAACGAAGAACGACUUCCACUGCAUGAAGAGGUAAGGAAAGAUAUUUCCAAAAUUGUUCAAAAGCUGUCCACUGGCCAUCUGACGGCAGAAAAUCCAGCAAGUGUCGUAACCAUAACUGGUGAAAACAGAGGAGCAUCAAUGCACUUAGGCUUAGACUCGGGCAAGAAAGAAGAAUCUGUCCACAUUCACCGCGGUUACAAGCUCAACCCAGAUGAGAGCUCUGAAGCCACAUCGGACGAAGAGGGGAGCUCCAAGGUUAAAAAGUCCAAAGAUCCACAAAAUCCGGCGCCGUCAAGGGUAUAUAUCAAUAGCAAUAUACAGAGUGUCAAUAACUCGAUUUUGAUCAACAGUUCUGUCACUGAAAGGAACCCUGGCGUUAAUUUAGUUGUAUCUCAUCGCCAAGAAGAGCCCAUCAAACCAAGUGGUAAAUUGGAGCCUCUUGAAGCUCGUAGGGCUGAAUUCAACAUCACCCCAGCCGAGAAGCUUACAUAUGAUCCCGCGGUAAAAAGACGAUGCCUCAGAGGCCUUUUUAUGGAAUCCAGUGACUCAGACCCGGAUAAUCCUGAAAAGCCCCGACGUCAUGGUUGCCGGUAUAACUGUGAAGUGAAGGACAAAGAUGAGGAGAUUGGGAUUCACUGACCAAGUGAAGACGAAGAAUAUAUAUGUUUGUUGGAACAAUAAGAUAAUAAUGCAUGUUACGUAUUGAUAAUAAGGAUGCUACAUCAUCCACUGACGUUCGUCAGGCUUUCUACUCUGUUUGAGCAUGUUAUCUAAGAAAUUAAAUAUGCUGUGUACUGUAAUUAGCAUUCUAAUAUCAAGAAUAUAUUGUAUUACAAUUUACACCAAA